AUGGCUGCCAUCAUCACACUGUACUCUCCAAAGUUCUUUCUUGUUCUGCUCCUGUUAACCCCUUGUGCAACUCCUUUAGCCGUCCAUUUCCCAACCUUCCAACAAAGUAAUCACACCAGCAGCCCGAAAUUAUUAAAUAACAAAGGAGAUGCUAGCAGUAUCGGCCUCCCUGUCAACAGCACAAUGGAAAACGUCAUUGAGCCGCACAAUGAGUACCCAUCCGUGGCGGUGGAGUCUGAUACCUACCGGAAUCCAUGGCCAGCCGUGGAGGAUUCUGAAGGCAAUCAUGUGGGUAUCGACGUCGACAGUGUCAAGUCAAAUGUUACCAGGACCAGGCCUAGGAAUGCUGUUACUGCAGAAGGAAAACUAAAUCAUGCUUGGAUUAGUUAUAAUUCUAGCUCCAAAAAUCUUAGUGUUGCCUUCACCACUUAUGUAAAUGGUAGCCAAGAACAAGUGAUCAAUUCUCUCAGUUACAUGGUUGAUCUAAAUAAAUACUUGCCGGAUUGGAUUAGGUUUGGCUUCUCUGCUUCAACAGGAGCUGCUUCUGCUCUGCAUAACAUCAUCUCAUGGAAUUUUACUUCUUCACUAGGUGAUGAUGAAUCUCUAGCUUUUCCUGGCCAAAGAAAAAAGAAAAAGAAUCUCCAAUUCGUGCCCGGCACUAUGGAUCUAAAUCCAACUCAAGAAAAUGCAAGAAACCACUGGUGGUUGAGUACUACUAUUGGUGGUGGUGGUGGUGGUGGAGGUGGACUUAUCUUGGUUUGUGUGUUAGGUUUGGGUUUGUUCAAGUCGUGCAAGAAAAGGGCACCAGAAGGAAGGGCUGCUAAAAAUCUUAUGAUUCCUCAUGACAUGAUUGAGCAAUUGGAAAAGGAGAUCCGCCGCCCAAGGCAGUUUUCGUACAAAGAAUUGGAUUCCGCCACCAGACAUUUUUCUGAGGGAGAAAAACUUGGAGAGGGAGAAUUUGGUGUGGUUUACAAGGGCUACCUAAAAGAUUUGAACUGA
Molecule: messenger RNA, 999 nt
Organism: Prunus armeniaca (apricot)
Lineage: Eukaryota; Viridiplantae; Streptophyta; Magnoliopsida; Rosales; Rosaceae
Source: the annotation of a GenBank genome assembly